Malaya genurostris is the source of this 905-nucleotide messenger RNA. RefSeq names its product SREBP regulating gene protein. The record is from RefSeq and is a predicted model, not a curated record. Bases 145 to 828 code for a protein of 227 amino acids. Gene Ontology annotation, biological process: positive regulation of SREBP signaling pathway. The transcript is spliced from 3 exons. Lineage: Eukaryota; Metazoa; Arthropoda; Insecta; Diptera; Culicidae.
AAAAAAAAAAAAAAAAAAAAGAAGUUACAGGAAAAUCUUCAACAAAUUGCUGACAAAUGCAUUUAGAUCACAUAGUCUUGAUACGUUAAAAAAUUUUCUGAUUGACUCAAGGCUUGGACGCGUAAGUGAGCGCUAAGGCUGGCAAUGUGGUAUGCUGUUAUCACUCGUUUCUUUCGGCGUAGAUUGGUACUAGCUAUUAUUUUUUGUCUUUCCCUGACCUACUGUAUGGUUCGAUUAAUCAGCAAAAACGUAUCCUUGAAUCUUGACGGUGAUCUGUUUCAACCAAAUUUACAAAGAGAAAAACCGAUCAUUUGGACAAAUUCAAUUCUCGAAGACCGAAAUAGGUCCAAUGAUCUUUCAGUUACCUGUAGAAAUUCUGUUCAAGGUAAAGCUCUGAUUGUUGACGAUCGAGGCUUUGUGUGUAUGAGGUCGGAGUUGCUGUGGACAGGGUGUUGUAACAUAGAAGUAGAAAGUACAAAACUAUUCCUCUGCGACACUUGUCAAAAUAACGCUUGUUGUACAAUAUACGAAUACUGUGUGUCAUGUUGUAUGAAUCCAAACAAGAGAUCAGUCCUGGAGAAAGUACUUGCUAAAGCCAGUGGUCACCAGAUCGCGGUUUACGCUACAGUGAAUGAUCAAUAUGAACUAUGUCUGACCAAGUGUCGAACAAAUUCACACUCCGUUCAAAACGAAAAUAAAUACCGUGAUCCAAAAUUGAAACAUUGUUACGGCGAAACAGAAGAACAAAUUUCAAUUCAUAACAUUAAAAACAGUGAUAGUGCUGCUGUUGAUUCUAAUGAUAACAAUGCUUUAAUAAAUAACACCUAAGCCGAAGAGUGACAGUGAUAACGUGAGAUAGCACUUAUGUCUUGUGAUAAGAAAAAAAAACAAAUUGUACAAAUUGC